AUGAGGUGUGUGUUGCAUUGCAAGGAGAAAAGGAACUGCCCCGUUGUCUCCGUUCUGUACCUUGGCCCGUCGACCGAACUUCCCUUCCUCCCUCUUCUUUCUUUCCCCCAGUCGUUUUCGCCGCCGACCGCCGCCGCCGCCGUGUUUUAUCGUCAGUCGUCGUCGCCGCGCCCUCGCUUCACGCGUAUUUUCUUCGAUUCUCGACGCUCGUUAGUCCAGCAAGAAGAACCGAACCGCUUCUCCUUCUCAGCCGUCUCCUUCUCCGAGUCCACUCGCUCCUGGUCGGCAUUGACGAGCCGCGCCCGAUCGUUAAUUGUAAAGUAG
This is a messenger RNA of Purpureocillium takamizusanense, 324 nucleotides long. RefSeq lists its product as uncharacterized. Bases 1 to 324 code for a protein of 107 amino acids. The transcript has a single exon. The record is from RefSeq and is a predicted model, not a curated record. Lineage: Eukaryota; Fungi; Ascomycota; Sordariomycetes; Hypocreales; Ophiocordycipitaceae.